Artibeus jamaicensis (Jamaican fruit-eating bat) is the source of this 2759-nucleotide messenger RNA. RefSeq names its product suppressor of IKBKE 1 (gene SIKE1). The transcript has 5 exons. The coding region runs from base 83 to 706 and encodes 207 amino acids. Lineage: Eukaryota; Metazoa; Chordata; Mammalia; Chiroptera; Phyllostomidae. The record is from RefSeq and is a predicted model, not a curated record.
UCCGUGACUUAGACAGGUUCGGGGAGGGUCUGACCUACUCGUUGGGGUAAACAGUGCUGGGGGCUGUGGUCUGGCGGUCGCUAUGAGCUGCACCAUCGAGAAAAUCCUAACAGAUGCUAAGACGCUGCUGGAGAGGCUGCGGGAGCACGAUGCGGCCGCCGAGUCGCUGGUGGAUCAGUCCGCGGCGCUGCACCGGCGGGUGGCAGCUAUGCGGGAGGCGGGGACAGCGCUUCCGGAACAGUAUCAAGAGGAUGCAUCGGAUAUAAAGGACAUGUCCAAAUACAAACCUCACAUUCUGCUGUCCCAAGAGAAUACACAGAUUAGAGACUUACAGCAGGAAAACAGAGAGCUAUGGAUUUCCUUGGAGGAACACCAGGAUGCUUUGGAACUCAUCAUGAGCAAAUACCGGAAACAGAUGUUACAAUUAAUGGUUGCUAAAAAAGCAGUGGACGCUGAACCAGUCCUGAAAGCUCACCAAUCUCACUCUGCAGAAAUUGAGAGUCAGAUUGACAGAAUCUGUGAAAUGGGAGAAGUGAUGAGGAAAGCAGUUCAGGUGGAUGAUGACCAGUUUUGUAAGGUUCAGGAAAAACUAGCCCAGUUAGAGCUUGAAAACAAGGAGCUUCGAGAAUUAUUGUCUAUCAGCAGUGAGUCGCUCCAGGUCAGAAAGGAAGACUCAAUGGAUACUGCUUCUCAGGCCAUCAAAUAACAUCAGCUGCUGAGUGACAGCUAGAGGUUUUUUAUUAAGGAAGGACAUUAUCUAUUUGAGCCUGGUCCUUUCAGUGUCUUUCCUUGGACUCCAUUUAGUGUUGUUGAUUAAAGAAAUCAGGUGACAGUUUAGAAUUGGCAGUCAAAGUUGGCCGUCCACAAAACAGUUUUUUUGGGGUGUGUUAGUGAAAAUACGCACUGAAUUUCACCAUUCCCUUCUCUACGAGACAAUGUUUAAUUUUCAUUUCUGGGACCUUGAUUUCUAUAAACUGAGCUUCUAGUUCAUUUUUGGUUUUUCACAUCUCUGAAUCUUUGAGCAUCGUAUUAUAAGGCAGUGAUUUGAUUUUACAUAGGAUUGUAAAUCACAGUUACGAAAAAAAUUAAAGAGAUUAGCUUCUUAAAUUUAUUUGGCAUAAACCUGGAUUAUUUUCCAUUUGAGAAAAACAAAAUUCUACAGAACUAGAUUGGCAAAUUCUCUGAUUUGUAAUGUCAUUCACCUUCUGUGAAAUUGUAAGUCUCUCUGGUGCUAAGAGUUUGUACUUUGUGACCUGUGACUUUACUCUUAAUUUGAGAGUGCUAGUCUCCAGGAAACACUUGAAAAUAAGUCAGCUGACCCUGGCCGGUGUGGCUCAGUUGGUGGGAGCGUUGUCCCAUAACCCAAAUGUUGUGGGUUCAGUUCCCUGUCCAGAUGCAUACAGGAGGCAACCAAUCAAUGCUUCUCUCUUACAUAGAUAUUUCUCUCCUUCUCUCUCUAAAAGCAAUGAAAAAAUGUCCUCAGGUGAAGAUGAAAAAAAUAGAAGCUGUUUUUUUUUUCCAGUAGUAGGGUAGUCGUAUGUUCAAAGAAUGCUGAGAAAUUUGUCCUGGGGUAUGUGGACAUGCACAUGCACACUUAGUUCAAAUGCUAAAAGCUUUUAUUUGUUCUCUUAGAUAUUCGUAGUCAAUUUUUCAAUUUUUUCCUACUAGGAAAUCUUAAACUUAGGUGGUUUACCUACUGUGAAGAGCAUAUAGUAGGUUUAUUCACCUCUUCAUUCUCAGGUACUACAUUCUACUGUUUAAUUUAGAUAUAACUUCUGUUUAUAAUUAAGAACCAUCCCUUACUUGGAAAUCUUUCAUUACAAAUACCAAUAGUUGGCUUUCGUUUUACAUUCAUUUUUCACAAGGAAGCGGAGUUCUAUCACUUAAUGAGAGAACUAUCCCAUUCACAGUGCCGGGUAGACAACCAAGCAGUGUUGAGAUUCAAGUGCUGAGUAGUCAGCCAGGCUCACUCAUCAACUCAUUCCCCCAUCUCAGUUUACUCACAUUACUUCAUGUUAUACUGUCAUUUUAGGUUUGUCCCCCCAAAACUGAAAUAAUGAAUGCCAAACCUGUCAAUAUUUUCUAAUAACAUUAGGCACCAUAGUGCAUGGGAGAGGCACAGUACUGAAGAGUUCUGUGUUAGUGUUUUGUGUGAUGUAAAAUUUCUUUUGUACCACCAUAAAAAAUUAGUGCCCGCUAAAACAACAAGAUCUCUCCAAGAUAUCCUAAAAGCAUCUGAUCCCGUUAGUAAUACUAAUGGAUUUUGCUUUCAGUGGUCAACUUUAAUGAAUGUGUAUGUUCUUUUAGAAUUUAUCAAGUUUCUAUUCAAAGUCCUGCAUAGAAUUGGAAAAAAAAAAAAAAAAACAUGUCUAUCCAAGUGUGGGCACCUUUAAUUCACUUCCCAAGAGGUGAGGAAACUUUUAGCCCAACCAUUUGCCUUGAAGUAUUCGCCCUAAGUCCCACCCCAUGUCCUACAAUUCCAAUUCAGAAGGUAAGUCCCCUGUGCCAUUUGUCAGCUGCCAUGGCCACUUUUCAGUGAAAGUGGUUGUCAGAUGGCCCAUUGAAAUGAAACAUGGUGUUCCUUUUAUUUGUCUUAGGUUCUUUAUGUCUCAGGGUAGAUCUGUAUGCCCACUUUUCCCCUAGCAAGUCAAACGCUUUAAGUAUGAGUGAGUCUAACUCUCAGCACUACACAUGAUAUAAAUUCUGGCUGGUGUUAAUGCUUUGAAGAUAAUGUGUCAUUAAAAUGCAAAGUGAAAGAA